Molecule: messenger RNA, 4090 nt
Organism: Mus musculus (house mouse)
Lineage: Eukaryota; Metazoa; Chordata; Mammalia; Rodentia; Muridae
Gene: Zfp385c
Product: zinc finger protein 385C
Exons: 8
Coding region: 188-1477 (429 amino acids)
Cellular component (GO): nucleus
Molecular function (GO): nucleic acid binding; zinc ion binding
Source: RefSeq, marked validated
AGUUGGGACUCAGAAAUCAGGAAUCGGGCACCCCUUUUUCUGGCAAAGGGGAACAGGGCUCUCCAGCCUAACUGGAGUCCCUCCCUCCAGCCCUCCCCUCCUGCCCCUCACAUCCCCGUUCUCUCUGUCACUCUGGCUGGGCUUGUUCUGCGCUCGCUCUGCUCUGUGGUGUCUUCAAAGGCUGAGGAUGCUCUUGGGUCCGGCCUCCGGCUCCCCCAGCCCCUUGUUGGCCUCCCUGACUUUGCCCGCCCGGCCUCUGCAACCCCCGCUGGACCUGAAGCAUUUGCUCGCCUUCCACCUCAAUGGCACCACCCCGCUCAGUCUCUUCCCCAACUUCAGCACGAUGGACCCAGUCCAGAAAGCUGUCAUCAGCCACACAUUUGGGGUCCCUUCCCCUCUGAAGAAGAAGCUGUUCAUCUCCUGUAACAUCUGUCAUCUGCGGUUCAACUCAGCGAACCAGGCUGAGGCUCAUUACAAGGGCCACAGACACGCCAGAAAACUCAAGGCUGUGGAAGCUGCCAAGAGCAAGCAGAGGCCUCGAAACCCGACCACAAACGGGACAGUGGUGUCUUCAGCCUCACCUCCAGCCAGUGGAAGCCCUGGAACCCCUCAGAGCAAAGGUCCUGCAUCCCCUCCUCUUGGCCCUUCACUUCAGCUCCCGCCGACCCCGGACCCAUCAGCCGGAGACCCCGUCCACUCAGCCGGAGACCCCGUCCACUCCGAACUUUGUGAUGCUGCUGCUUCGUCUUCCUCCUCUUCCUGCCCACCCUGCUCCCCGGAUCCCAGCAGGGAAGCACCAGGGCCUGAGCCAGCAGAAGGGGCCGUGGGAAGUGGAGUGAAUGGGGAGGGCAGGGGCGAGAAGGGACGCCUCUACUGCCCUACCUGUAAAGUGACAGUGAACUCCGCCUCUCAGCUUCAGGCUCACAACACAGGAGCUAAGCACAGAUGGAUGGUGGAAGGUCAUCAAGGGGCUCCCCGAAGGGGCCGGGGCCGUCCUGUGUCCCGAGGAGGGACUGGACACAAGACCAAGAGAGUGAUAGGAAAUCGUGGGGGCCGGCAGGGACCCAGCCCUCCUUUCCAUUGUGCCCUCUGUCAGCUCCAUGUCAAUUCAGAGACCCAGCUCAAGCAGCACAUGAGCAGCCGGAGGCACAAAGACCGGCUGGCUGGGAAGCCCCCCAAGUCCUCCAGCCAGCAUAACAAGCUGCAGAAGCACACAGCACUGGCUGUGAGUGUUCUCAAGUCUAAAUUGGCCUUGCAGAAGCAACUCACCAAGACGCUGGCAGCCCGCUUCCUGCCUGGUCCGCUGCCCACCACAGCUGCUGCCAUCUGUGCCCUGCCAGGGCCCCUGACCCUCCGGCCUGCUGCAACAGCAGCUGCUACCCUCUUCCCAGCUCCUGUCCUGGGCCCAGCUCUGUUUCGUUCUCCAGCAGGAGCUGUCCGCCCUGCUGCAGGACCCAUCCUUUUUGCUCCCUAUUAGUGGACUCAGAAUGGCCACAUCCUAUCUCUUCCAGUCAGACACUUGUCUCCACAUCCCACAGAGACUGCCUUUUGCAGUUUCCGGGUUCCCACCCAACCUGGGUAGCUGCCCUUCACUCAGACUGGGGUUCUCCAGUCCCCUGGCUCUGAGGACCACCACUACCCUCCUUUCCUGGGCCAGCCCUAGGCUGCCCUGCAUCUAUGAUUUAACAAAUCCCAAAGAUCUAUGCAAAAACCACAGCCCCAGUCUCAUGGUGCUCUCAUACCCAGACCCCAACUAGAGACGUACACAGAGCUGACAGCAUUUUAGCUCCCAAGGGCCAGCCUCUCCUGCCAUGUUCUAGAGCGGUCUGGACAAUCACUAGAGACAGGGAUCUCAAACUGAAGUGGGCUGGAACCUAUCAGGCAUAUUUACCAUGGGGUAGCCAGGUAUGGUGGUGCAUUCCUGCAAUCCUAGGGCCUGGAUUACGAGUUCAAAGUCAGUUUGAGCCAUAUAGCUAGACACUGUCUCAAACACCAAAACAACCACAAGUAGACUACAGGGUAUGUAUGGCAAAGGGCCAUAGAGAUAAGAGGCCCCAAAGUUCUUAAAAAAUGUACUGUGAAAGUGAGGCAGAGUUGAGAUGACGCGCCAUCUGCUCGUGGGGGUGGGGCUUGAAGGGAAAAGUGGUGUUCAGGCUGGGCCUGACUGUGUCAUCCUGGCUGGUCUGGGACUGUAUGCUCAGGCUGGCAAACUCAAAAAAUCUACCUGCCUCUGCCUCUUAAGUAACGGAACUAAAGGCACACACCACCCUGCCUGGUCUGGCUUUGACACAAUAGCCCUGGCUGUCCUGGAACUCACUUUGUAGACCAGGCUGGCCUCGAACUCAGAAAUCUGCCUGCCUCUGCCUCCCGAGUGCUGGGACUAAAGGCGUGCACCACCACACCCGGCACUACAGCUCUUCUUAUCUUAGCCUUUCAGUGGUUUCUCUUGAACCCCAACUCUAAAGGGGCUCUGGGUCUCCCUCAGCCUAGGGACUCUCCAUUCCACACUGGGUCUGGCCAUCCCAAGUGUGGCGUUUCGGGCUGGUACAUGGUCCAGUAAACCCUCAAGAUCAACUUUCAUGUCACCAAAGCCAGUGCCAUUCCCCCAUUCGACAUGGGAUUUCACCAGGAUCCACCUAUAUCCCCCUUUUUUUGAAAGAUAUUUCCAAUGGGACAAGAAAAGGGGUAGGGGACGGGAAACUUUUUGAUAAUAGCAGUUGUGGUUUUAUUGUGUCCAACACAUCAAUAAAUGAACUUCAAGCCUGAGCCUGUAGGUGCCCAGACUCUCCUUGCCCAGGCCUGGGCACCAGCCCCCCCUCGCCUGUUCUAGGAGGAGGAGAGGGUAUUGGAGGUGGCCUGGCCAUAGUGUUUAACCCGUGUGAGGUGUGCACAUCAGAAGCACGGAGUGGGCACCGCAGGUUGUGGGUGAUAAGCUCACUUGAUAGCACAAGCCUCUGAUGGAAGGCUUGUCAGCUCCUGGGAAGCUGCUACUGGGCUGCCUGGUUCUCUUCAGGCAUCUGAGGUAAGAAAGAAGGGCUGGGGGCGCGGCUUAUCCCACCUUCACCAGAGCAGCAGGUGCAUAAAUACAGAGAGAGUAUAAAUAUAAAGUCCAGCUACUAGCCAAAACCAACCAGGAGGGAUGGACACUACCCUGUUGGGCAGGUUAAUAGACAGCCGCUCGCUCGCAGCACUGAGCAGAGUGCACCCCUGCCCCCUGGUGGUUAAGAGAGGCCGUCCAGCCUCCAGGGCCGGUAGGUGUAGCACCUUAAAGAGGGUGGAGCAGGGGCAGAAGACACACAGGAGGCCCAAGCCACCAGCUUUAGAAAAGUCACAGCGCUACCCGUGGCUCUAGGUGACAUCCAAGCUUCUGUCAACUCACAUACGAGAAGACUGACGCUCAGGGGAGAAGAGUCUUGCUAAGUCUCAGGGCAUGUGACAGCCCAGUCAUCACUCCACUCUACCUCAGCCAAUAAGACCUCUGCUCCUGGAACAGGAAGAGGAAGUGAAACAACUGGGAGAUGGGUAGAGGUCAAACAGGAAAUGCCACUCCCAGGAGCCUGACUUUACCAGGCCUUGAACAGGCCAGAGGAAAGGUCAGGGUGGAGGAUGAGGAACCAACCCUAAGCCAGCUCGCACAAAUGUAUGCUUACAGUACCUAGUCUUUUGUUUUAAGGCUGGUACUGUGUGUAUGUUAGUGGCAGGAAAUUCAGAGUUGGGAUCCCUGAUAGGAGGCAGAUCCUGGACUGGGCGCGUUGGCAUGACGGCCCUGCUUCCUGCACCAGGCAGAUGGAAGGGACACUAACCCAUAAGUGUCUAGGUGACAGUGGAGAAAAUAUGGUCAGCUGGGGGAGGGGUGGGAACUAUUAUGGAAGGUCAAGGGAGGGCCAACAAUCAAGUUCACUUGCACUUCUUGGAGUUAAGAGAGGACAAAGGUGGCACUGGCCUGGGCCAGCCCAGCUUCCUGUCCUAGAGGGUCACUCCCCUACCGACUGGGAAGAACAGCUUGCUUAUGCACCCUGUGCUCGCCACCCAUCCCGGAAUGGGCUUGGAAUGGUGAAGCAAGAAGGGCAGCUAUUCAGCCAUCCAAGGA